GACUUCGUGGAUGCAUGACCCGUUGACGUCUUUUCCGGCUGAGUUCACGCAGACGAUGAAUUUGGACAGGUUUUCCGCAGAAUCUGCGCAGAUUUAGCAAAGUCUGCGUAUCGUGAACGCACCCCUUGUAUUUAUUCUUGGCAGUACUGCGGUAAUCUGCGAUAUAAAGAACACAACAAGGCGCUACGCAACCCCCGUGACAGGAAGUCAUGUGAUUAGGAAGUGAAUCUUGGGAGUCAAAAUCCAGAGAGCGAUCACUGUAUGCAGGAAUUGGUUCUGGACAUGGCCAUUUUAAGGAGUUCCUGUCAUUGAGGAAGAUCUGCUUUACUCUAGAGGAAGGUGUUAAAUCAAGUUGAAGAUUUGAGUUGGGAGUUGUUUCCAAAGGACUGAGUAAAUUCGUUUCAACUAUGGUGGAUUUUUUGGCUGAAAACAAUUUAUGUGGUCAAGCAGUCCUUCGGAUUGUGUCCUGUGGAAAUGCAAUCAUUGCAGAACUUCUCAGACUUUCAGAAUUCAUUCCCAGUAUCUUCAGAUUGAAAGAAAAGACUGAUCAACAGAAAUAUGGAGAUAUCAUCUGUGACUUCAGUUAUUUUAAGGGCCCAGAGUACUAUGAAGGAAAGUUGGAAGCCAAGCCAGAGCUUCAGGAUUUAGAUGAAGAAUUCCGUGAUAAUAACAUUGAAAUACUAUCACGCUUUUAUUUUGCAUUUGAAAGUGUUCACAAGUAUAUUGUCGAUUUAAACAGGUAUUUGGAGGAUCUUAACGAAGGCGUUUACAUUCAGCAGACAUUAGAAACUGUACUACUAAAUGAAGAUGGAAAACAGCUUUUGUGUGAAGCUCUUUAUUUGUAUGGUGUCAUGUUGCUGGUUGUUGACCAGAAAAUGGAAGGAGAAGUCAGAGAGAGAAUGCUGGUGUCUUACUACAGAUACAGUGCUGCUCGCUCUUCUGCAGACUCCAAUCUGGAUGAUAUCUGCAAGCUGUUACGCAGCACAGGGUAUUCAAGUCAGCCAGGAGCCAAACGUCCUCCAAACUAUCCUGAAAGUUACUUCCAGAGGGUGCCUAUCAGCGAGACCUUCAUCAGUAUGGUGAUAGGCCGUCUGCGCUCAGAUGACAUCUAUAAUCAGGUUUCAGCUUAUCCUUUGCCAGAACACCGCAGCACUGCGCUUGCCAACCAAGCUGCCAUGCUGUAUGUUAUCCUGUUUUUCACACCUUCUAUUCUCCACACUCAACAAGCCAAGAUGAGGGAGAUUGUGGAUAAGUAUUUCCCUGAUAACUGGGUUAUUAGUAUCUACAUGGGAAUCACAGUUAAUUUACUGGAAGCUUGGGAACCCUAUAAAGCCGCCAAAACUGCACUUAAUUAUACACUGGAUCAAGCAAAUAUCAGAGAGCAGGCGAGUCGAUAUGCUGGUAGUAUUGAUCGGUUGAGGCCUCAGUUACAGCAGUUUCUAAAAGAAGGCUUCCUGAGGGAGGAGAUUGUGCUGGACAAUAUUCCGAAACUGCUGAACUGCCUUCGAGACUGCAAUGUUGCCAUCCGCUGGCUGAUGCUUCAUACAGCAGAACCAGCUUAUGACCCAAAUAACAAAAGAUUGCGUCAGAUAAAGGAUCAAGUUAUCAAUGACUCCAAAUACAGCCCCAAGAUUCUAUUCCAGUUACUGUUGGAUACUGCUCAGUUUGAGUUUGUUCUAAAGGAGAUGUUCAAGCAGAUGCUGUCUGAGAAACAACUGAAAUGGGAAAACUAUAAGGAGGAGGGUUCAGAGCGAAUGACUGAACUUGCUGAGGUGUUCUCUGGGGUAAAACCCCUUACUAGGGUGGAGAAGAAUGAAAACCUCCAGGCGUGGUUCAGAGAGAUAUCAAAGCAGAUCUUGUCUCUGAACUAUGAGGACUCCACGGCUGCGGGGAGGAAAACCGUCCAGCUGAUCCAGGCUUUAGAAGAGGUGCAGGAAUUUCACCAGCUGGAAUCCAACCUACAGGUUUGCCAAUUUCUGGCAGACACUCGUAAGUUCCUCCAUCAAAUGAUUCGCACUAUAAACAUCAAAGAAGAGGUGCUGAUCACAAUGCAGAUCAUUGGAGACUUGUCGUAUGCUUGGCAGCUCAUUGACAGUUUCACGUCAAUCAUGCAAGAGAGCAUCAGAGCAAGUCCAUCCAUGGUGACAAAACUGAGAGCCACUUUCCUAAAGCUUGCCUCAGCUCUUGACCUGCCACUGCUGCGGAUAAAUCAGGCAAACAGCCCUGACCUCUUGAGUGUCUCCCAGUAUUACUCCGGGGAGCUGGUUUCCUACGUCAGAAAGGUGUUACAAAUCAUUCCUGAGAGCAUGUUCACCUCUCUGGCUAAAAUUAUAAAGCUGCAGAUCCAUGACAUCAUGGAAGUGCCAACACGGUUAGACAAGGACAAGCUGAGAGACUACGCUCAACUUGGCGCUCGCUAUGAGGUUGCCAAGCUUACACAUGCCAUUUCCAUUUUCACUGAAGGAAUUCUUAUGAUGAAAACUACCCUGGUUGGCAUCAUAAAGGUGGACCCUAAGCAGUUAUUGGAAGAUGGAAUAAGAAAAGAGUUAGUUAGAAGAGUUGCAUUUGCUCUUCAUAAGGGUCUCAUCUUUAAUCCUAAAGCUAAGCUUCAGACAAGUGAACUAAUGCCAAAACUAAAGGAGAUGGCUGCUACUAUGGAUGGCUUCUAUCGUUCUUUUGAGUACAUCCAGGAUUAUGUCAGCAUCUACGGAUUAAAAAUCUGGCAGGAAGAGGUUUCCCGCAUUAUAAACUACAAUGUUGAGCAGGAGUGCAAUAACUUCCUGAGGACCAAGAUUCAAGACUGGCAAAGUGUUUACCAGUCCACCCACAUUCCAAUUCCUAAAUAUCCACCUGUGGAUGAAUCUGCAACAUUUAUUGGUCGGCUUUGUAGAGAGAUUCUGCGAAUCACAGACCCCAAAGUGACCUGCUACAUAGAUCAGAUGAACACGUGGUAUGACAUGAAGACUCAUCAGGAGGUGACCAACAAUCGGUUAUUUUCAGAGAUCCAAGACACCCUUGGAACAUUUGGUUUGAAUGGCCUAGACAGACUUCUCUGUUUUAUGAUUGUGAAGGAGCUACAGAAUUUUUUGAUCAUGUUCCAGAAGACAGUUCUUAUGGAUAGAAGUGUUUUAGAUACAUUAAAGGCAUUAAUGAAUGCUGUAAGUCCUGUUAAAGGAAUUGUGGGGAAUGCAAGCAAAGUCUACUCUACAGCUGUUGCGAAAACACAAAAAAUCUGGCCCUCGUAUUUGGAAGCAAUCCUAAAGGUGGGUCAGAUGCAGAUAUUAAGACAGCAGAUUGCUAACGAAUUGAACUACUCCUGUAAGUUUGACUCUAAACAUCUAGCAGCUGCUCUAGAGAACCUGAACAAAUCUCUUCUGGCUGAUAUUGAAGCUCAUUACCAGGACCCCUCACUGCCAUAUCCAAAAGAAGACAACCCCCUUCUGUAUGAAAUAGCAGCAUAUUUGGAAGCAGCAGGAGUACACAAUCCUCUGAAUAAAAUCUACAUAACAACGAAACGCCUGUCGUAUUUUCCUAUAGUGAACUUUCUGUUUCUCGUUGCCCAGUUGCCAAAGCUGCAUUACAACAAGAACCAAGGAAUGACUUGUAGGAAGUCCACAGACCCAAUAGACUGGCCUCCCUUGGUUCUGGGGCUUCUGACCUUGCUGAAGCAGUUCCAUUCAAGAUACACAGAACAAUUUUUGGCCCUAAUUGGUCAAUUUAUCCGCUCUUUAAUGGAUCAGUGCACAAGUCAGAAGAUUCCAGAAAUGCCAUCUGAUGUUGUUGGGGGUCUCAUGUUCCUGGAAGAUUAUGUUCAUGACACGAAACUACCUAGAAAGGUUGCUGAAGCCCAUGUUCCAAGUUUCAUUUUCGAUGAAUUUAGAACUAUUCUCUGAUCCAGACGAAGACUCCAGAUAAAGAACUUGCCAUGAGAAACAGCAGAUCCAGUUUAUGGAUGAGCUUAUGGGAUCUUCAAGUACUAAUGCAUUUACUACAGCAGUUAAAUUUCUAACAAAUGCACUCGCGUAUUAGGGAAGUGCAUACAUCUUGUUUUGCAUUAAACUGUAUAAUUUACAUAGAGAACUAAUGUACACAAUACUAUUAAUUUGUUCAUGUGCUGGAAUUGAAGUGGUUUUGCACAAAACAAUAUUUUGUUUUAGAAUAACACUGUAUUAGUUGUUUAUAAGCAAACAGACUAGUAAGGAAUUACCAAUUACCUGUAUUGCCAGCAAGUAAAUUUGUUUUGAUUAACUUGCACUAUUAAACUGUCAGACAAGUGUUUUUAUAUUGUGUUAUAACAUUCAUGUUCCCUCUUGAAGUCAUUUUGCCAUGUAGGCCUAACUGAUACCUGCAAUUUUUUUCUUUUCAUUGUUAACAUCCUGACAACUUUUUGCACUUAUAACUUCAAAGUCUGUUUUAAAAACUCUUUUCAAAAAGUACGUUAUUUAAACAGUUGUAGCAACACGUGGGGACGUAUACGUAGAUCAUCACAUUGAAUGUUGUAUUUGUUUUGAAACAAACAAUGUUUUAAAAUUAAAAGGAAGAAUGUCUCACUUGUGAGACUUCUAAGUACAUUACAUUAAAAUAAUAGCACAUAACCCUAGCAAAUACUUUAAGAAUAGCACAUAAACCAAGACCAGAUGACACAGUUGGAAAUUAAGUGGAGGCAGGCUUCGGACUGAGGCUAGGAAACACUUAUUAAGGUAUUGAAUUGGUUACCUAUGGGAUAAGUACUGAUUUGAUUUAAAUAUUUCAAAUGUAUUUGAAAUUUCUAAAUAAUUAAAUAUUUUAAAUAA
Acipenser ruthenus (sterlet) is the source of this 4793-nucleotide messenger RNA. It is a transcript of the gene washc5, whose product is annotated as WASH complex subunit 5. The transcript has 29 exons. The coding region runs from base 408 to 3893 and encodes 1161 amino acids. Gene Ontology annotation, biological process: endosome organization; actin filament polymerization; endosome fission. Gene Ontology annotation, cellular component: WASH complex; endosome. NCBI's taxonomy places the organism in Eukaryota, Metazoa, Chordata, Actinopteri, Acipenseriformes, Acipenseridae. The record is from RefSeq and is a predicted model, not a curated record.